CAAAAAAAAAAUGAAUCGCACACAGAAAUACGAGAGGUAAAAACUUACAAUUUUAAAUGCAAAAACUUCAGUCAAAAUGAGUCAUAAAAAACAAGCAGUGAAAAAGAUUAAAUCUCUUUGCUAUUUAACUCUUGGAGGUUCUGUGGCUUACCAAUGCAUUUAUUUCAAAAAAGAUUUUGUUGGUUAUUAUGACAAAGUUUUACAACCCGCAAGCCAGCUCAUUAAUCCAGAAUGGGCUCAUAAAAUCGGCGUGGCAGCAAUUAAAUUUGGCUUAUUCCCACCUGAGGACUUUGAAGAUCCAAACAUUUUGGAAACAAAAUUUCUUGACCAUUAUUUAAGCAAUCCUAUAGGAAUAGCGGCAGGAUUUGAUAAGCAUGGAGAUGCAGUUAUAGGCCUAAGAAACAUUGGAUUUUCAAUUAUUGAAAUAGGUUCUGUCACACCUGAGGCUCAACCUGGAAACUCAAAACCACGUGUUUUUAGAUUACCAGAAGAUAAAGCAGUUAUAAAUAGAUAUGGUUUUAACAGUGAAGGCCAUGAUCAAGUACACAAAAAAUUGCAUAAUAUAGAUAAAACUGCAUUAAAUAAAGGAUUACUAGGAAUUAAUUUAGGCAAAAAUAAAUUAUCUGAAAAUGCUAUUGGAGAUUAUGUACAGGGAAUAAAAAAAUUUGGGAAUAUUGCAGAUUAUUUUGUCAUAAAUAUCAGCAGUCCUAACACUCCUGGCUUGCGAUCAUUGCAAAAUAAAGAUGAAUUGAAAUUACUUCUUACUGAAUUAAAUAAAACAAGAAAUGAGAUGUCUCAUAGCAAAAAUGUACCAUUGUUAUUAAAGCUGGCUCCGGAUCUUACCUUAGAUGACAUGAAAGAUAUUGUAUCAGUUAUCACCAAAAGAGAAAGUCGGGUUGACGGACUUAUAAUUUCUAAUACAACUGUAGACCGGUCAUCUCUCCUAAACAAAGAGUUUUCAUCUGAAGUUGGUGGCCUUAGUGGAAAACCACUGACAAAUAAAUCAACAGAAAUGAUCAAACAAAUGUACAAACUUACUAAAGGACAGAUACCUAUUGUAGGUGUCGGAGGUGUAUUUAGUGGUAAAGAUGCAUAUGAGAAAAUCUUAGCAGGUGCUAGUGCAAUACAAAUAUACACCGCUUUAAUAUACCAUGGGCCACCUAUUGUAACUAAAAUUAAAACAGAAUUAGCAGAAUUGCUUGAAAAAAAUGGCUAUAAAAAUGUUAAUGAUGCUGUGGGUAAAGGAUUAAAAUAAUAACGAAAUUAGUAAAUAACAAUUUAAUAAUUAUUUUUUAUAGAUUCUCUUAAUACAAUAAAUUGCUAAAAAAAUACACUUAAAAUAAAUAACAAUGUUUUAAUAUUAACAUGUUUCUCUCAGUUAAGGGUUAUAGGUAGCAGCAAAACCACAGGCAUACAUGUAUAGGUAGAUGUUUUUGUAUUUAAAAUUGCUACUGCACAGGCUUCCUUGCCUGUAGUUAUUGCUGAAGAAGUUUUCUGGGGUGUAUACAUUUAUACAUUUAAAAUGUUGUGAUAGAGAAAAGGUAAAUAUGUACAUAAUAUUUUGCUUUUAUUGCAUUUUAUUUGGAUUUUUAAUCUUUCACAUUACAUUUAGGGAGCUGUAUUUUAAGGUAAUUUUUACAUUCUUUAAGAUCAGCAACACUAUGUAAAUCAAACAGAAUUAACUCUUGUAGUUUGCUUAGUAUUUUCAAUUCUUUGACUCCAUCAUCUGUCACACUUGGGCAUUUAGAAACUUGUACAUGAAGUAAUGUAUCCUUGCCGUUUGAGAGUCCUCUAAUAGCUCUGUCAUCUAUAUAUUUGUCAUUGUGUAAAAUUACUUUUUCCAGCCUGCUGCAACCUCCUAAAACAUAAUUAUUCUUUCAGACAGGUUUGUUAUGACAUAAUUGAAAAUGUGAAGUAAUACAAUUUAAUACAAUACAUUACUUAAAUGAGGAAAUCCAUAGUGAGAAAUAGAAGAGUCUGACCCAUCAAUUUCAAUUAUCUUGGGUACACUCUGGUCUUCGGGUGGUAAAUUAUUAUAAUCUGCCAAUCUUUUCCCAUCAGCCCAAACAACUUUGCCACCAUUACGAAGUACCCAUUCUGCACAGGCUCGAUCAGGGCCCACUUUUUCGAUACGUUGUGGGUCUGGCUUAUUAAACAUCAUAUUAACAUAUUCCCAAAAAUUUCGCUGUUGAUUAACAGUUCUUGGAAUUAUUUGUCGGCUAAAGCAUGCAGGGCUCUAAAACAGUGAAAAUAUUAAUUAGUCCAAGUAGUGGGUGGGUGGUUACUGUAGUUGAGAUAGCUUUAAACAAAUAUUUAUAAAUAUAGGUAGGCAUUUUUUUUUAUAGUUAUUAUUUGUGGUAGAUCAUUCAUUCUCUUUUAAUACUACAUUUAAUACAUAGCAACUAACUGUUAUUAUUCUAAUAAAGAAUAGAAAAAAGACAUUCAACUGCACAAUAGGUACGUACCUAUUG
Molecule: messenger RNA, 2471 nt
Organism: Chilo suppressalis (striped riceborer)
Lineage: Eukaryota; Metazoa; Arthropoda; Insecta; Lepidoptera; Crambidae
Source: the annotation of a GenBank genome assembly